Ornithodoros turicata is the source of this 934-nucleotide messenger RNA. RefSeq lists its product as uncharacterized. The transcript has 3 exons. The record is from RefSeq and is a predicted model, not a curated record. Lineage: Eukaryota; Metazoa; Arthropoda; Arachnida; Ixodida; Argasidae. The coding region runs from base 146 to 835 and encodes 229 amino acids.
AGCCACCGUUCUUCUACUGUGCGGUUUAGUCUGCCACGCUGCACCGGUGCGCCUUCCACGUAUACGUGCCGUGUUCACAUAGGUACGGGCUCGUGAAUGCUGUACACUUCCUACACAAGAAAAGGCUGCAAUCCGAGAGUAUACCAUGUCUACUGUGGUCGAAGGGCUGCGAAGAUCCGUCAGAAUUCAAGAAAAACUGGCAUCGCAAAACAAGACCCUGUCCGACGAAAACAGAGGUCCAAACGUCAGCGCCAACAACGUGUCGGCAAGGAAAGGUACUCCGCGCGUGGGUGACGUUUCUUCCCAACGCAAGAAGGUCAACGUCGGCACAAACACCCAAGACAUCCUAGAGGGCGUCAAGAAGCUGUCUCUUCAGGAGUCCCAGCAAAAACAUACCAAGAGUAAGACGCUGAAGUUCAAGGGCUUGGACACAAUCCUCGAAGGCAACGAACAGGGAUCUACGGUAGAGGGCGCACAAAGAAAAGUUUCAAAGUCGAGGAAGAGUAUUCCCUUGCAAGACGUGUCAAACGAAGGAAAGAAGAAAAUUCCUCGGUCAACCUCCCUCAAAGAUGCGUCGGCUGUCAAGAAGACUGCCAAGGCUCUUCUCAACGCCUGCGGAGGAACGCUGGAGCCUUCUUUUACUCAGUUCGAACAGCAAUUGUUCUCCGAUAACGCGACGCAGAGCACUCCCAUCACGUCGCUGGAAACAAGUUCCGGGUAUAACACAAGCAUGCAGCUUGGUCUGUCGCAUCGAAGGAAUCGCAGAAGCUCAAUGGUACCAUUAGAAGUAGCACAUAAGGGAUCACGAGGGACCCGAAAACAUAAAGCUGAUUGAAACGCUACCUUGCUGCAAUUUACGGUAUUUUAAUGUACGACAUUCGAGUUUUUAUUAAUUUAAAGGAGACUGAUCAACUUUAAUAAAUGUGUCCUGUGA